Molecule: messenger RNA, 888 nt
Organism: Aspergillus chevalieri
Lineage: Eukaryota; Fungi; Ascomycota; Eurotiomycetes; Eurotiales; Aspergillaceae
Product: putative LaeA-like methyltransferase
Exons: 4
Coding region: 1-888 (295 amino acids)
Source: RefSeq, a predicted model, not a curated record
AUGGAUGAAAUCCAGCCAGAGGUUUACAUGCUCAGCCGAGAUGCUGAGGAAUCCGCGCGGCUCAACAGCCAACAUGUCUUCCUACUCGAAGUCUACGGUAAUAACUUGAUUCAUCCGUCUAUUCCCAAAGAGAACAUUCAGAGCGUGGCGGAUAUUGCGACUGGAACGGGAAUUUGGUUACGAGAUGCGGCCACCGUGUUAGGCAUGCAGAAUCGCAAUCCUUCAAGUCCGUACUACCUGCACGGUUUCGACAUCUCAUCAGUCCAGUUCCAGCCCGUUGCUACGCAGACCAAUGCAGAAAUCUACCUAUCCCUGCAGAACUGCCUCAAGCCUUUCCCACCGGAGCAUCAUGGGCGGUAUGAUUUUGUGCAUGUGCGAUUAUUAAUUGGCGCUCUCAGAAAGGGCGAAUACGAGCUUGCCAUAAAGAACAUCUUCGAUAUCCUGAAACCAGGUGGCUACUUCCAAUGGGAAGAAGCCAACGCGCACUCCAUCACAAGUGAUAUAACCCCCCAACCCCCAAGCUUCACCGAAUCGCGUCGCCUUGUCCUCGACUGCGUAGAGAAGUCCGGCCUCCUCAUAGUGCCGGCUAACUACAUUAAGAGCGAAGCCAAACGCAUCGGCUUUGGUAACCUCCACAUCGAGGAAUACUAUACUGCUUCAAGACCGCAUUUGCGAGACUGGUCCCGCGUCUGGCUUACUCGGUUGCUCCAAUCAUUGAUACCGAUGGCCAUGAUUAGACUUGGAAAGGCGAGUGAGGAAGAUGUUGCUGAGGAAAUGGCGGAGGAAUUGAUAGCUGAGUUUGAGAGGGAAUGUUCCGAGGCAACAGUGGGAUUGACAAUGGAGAUGGUUAUUGGGAAGAAGCCGGAAAGACGAGGGAGUCUGCUGUAA